CCUAUUCAGUUCCAUUUCUCCAUCGCCUUCAGCCGCAAAACGCUACUGAGGUUUGCUAUUGGAGUAGGCCGGAGCAGAUCGAUUUAACUCUGAGAGAUGCUCCAAAAGAAACCAAAACUUCCUUGCGGAGUGAGAUGUUCCAGUUUGGCCUAAGAAAUGAUGUUCCAGUUUGGCAGAACUGCAGGAAGAAGAAGAAAAAACAUUCUGAUCUUUUUGGGUUUGGCAUGGGAGGUAUUGGAAAGAUUUAUUUGCCUUCACUCCUAGCCUAUAAAAAAAACCGUGCUGGUUUUAUUGUGGGUAUUUUAGUUGGAGUUGUUGUUUUAGGAUUGUUGGCUCUAUUUGAAAUUAUUUUCAUGAGACAAAGAAAAAGAAGGUUAAAUGAAGAAGCAGUGUUAACAGGACCGGAUGUGAAACUUUUCACCUUCAAUUAUGCCGAGCUAAGGGCUGCAACCGAAGGCUUCAAUUGGGUGAGGGAGGAUUUAGCCUAGUGUUUAAGGUUUGACUUUUCUUGUGUUUAUCAUUGGUUCAACGAUAAACAAGUUUACUUCUCUGCAUCAUUUGUAAUUAAGAGUGUUAUGCAUUCAAGUUAUUACCUAAAUGAAAGAAGGAAUUCAUAUUGGUCAAUAAUUUAAUGGUGAAGUUAAAUUUGUUAUUUUCUGUAUUUCUUACACUAAGUUACCAAUUCUUUAUUUGUAAAAUAAUAAGUUGGACCAAUUGAAGCAAAU
Messenger RNA from Zingiber officinale, 725 nucleotides. RefSeq names its product probable LRR receptor-like serine/threonine-protein kinase At1g56130. The record is from RefSeq and is a predicted model, not a curated record. The transcript is spliced from 4 exons. The coding region runs from base 135 to 488 and encodes 117 amino acids. NCBI's taxonomy places the organism in Eukaryota, Viridiplantae, Streptophyta, Magnoliopsida, Zingiberales, Zingiberaceae.